Parascedosporium putredinis is the source of this 741-nucleotide messenger RNA. Lineage: Eukaryota; Fungi; Ascomycota; Sordariomycetes; Microascales; Microascaceae. The record is from the annotation of a GenBank genome assembly.
AUGCCGUCCCCAGAGCUUCCGCAGGAUCAUCCUGCGCAAGAACCGGAAAUGGAACCCCUUCUCGGAGAACCAAGGGCUGCCGGCGCACUUCAGCGUGAGGACUCUCCGAUGCUCGCCAACCUUUAUAUUGGUACCGGUAUCCUAGCCCAGCUCGGGGCCAUUAUACUCUUCUCCGUGAUUUGGGUGCACAUACUCCGCCGUGACUGGGUUAUCUUCUCUGGCCACCCCAUCGCCAUGUCGCUGGCGCUCUUGGCCAUUAUCCAGUCUAUCCUGAUCCUUCAACCCACCCAUACUCCCGGCCAGAAGCGCGCCGGCCAACGCGUCCACGCUAUUCUUCACCUCGUCUCAUUCAUCUCCCUCCUCUCUGGAAUUGUCAUUAUCGAGUACAACAAGCAUGUCAACAACUUGGCCCAUUUCCACUCUGCGCACGCCUACAUCGGCGCCAUCACCGCCACUGUCCUCCUCCUUCAGUACGCGGUCGGCUUUACUAUGUGGGCUACUCCCGGUCUCUACGGAUCCGUAGACCGCGCAAAGUCCAUCUGGAAAUACCACAGGUGGAGCGGCUAUAUCUCCCUUGUGCUCCUACUCACAACGGUUCUCAGCGCCGCGCAGAUCCCUUUCGUUGGGAAGAUCAUUGGUAUCCAGUUCUGGUGGGUUUUUGGCUUGAGCGUGCUGAUUCUGUCGGGAAUCGUUCCCAGGAUUCACUUGUGGAAGCUGUUGGGCCAGGUCCGACGCCAAUAA